AUGGUGUCCCAGAACCCCCCAGAGGACAGCGAGAUCUCGAAUCCCGUCAAACGAAUCCGUUGGGCUACCCAUCGCGUCCAGGGAGAGCAGGGCAACAAGAAACGCGAGUCGGUCUUGGGGCGCUUGCACAAGCGCAUUGGUUCUGGAGGAAAUGAGAAGCGGGACGAGGCGGAAGGACACCCGGAGAGCAAAGAAACUCCAGGCGCACCGAGUGAUGAGAAUGCGACCGUGUCCGAUGCGAGCGAUGAAGGCGAGGGUGGCCGCACCGUCUACUUCAACAUCCCGCUGCCGCCCGAAGCCAGGGACGAGGAAGGCCACCCGCGCGUCUCGUAUGUGAGAAACAAGAUCCGAACCGCAAAAUACACGCCCCUCUCCUUCGUUCCAAAGAACCUUUGGCUGCAGUUUCACAACAUCGCCAACAUUUAUUUCGCCUUCAUCAUCAUUCUCGGUGCCUUCUCUAUUUUCGGAGCCUCGAACCCCGCCCUCAAUGCCGUUCCUCUGAUCGUCAUUCUCGCCGUCACGGCAAUCAAGGAUGCCAUCGAGGACUGGAGAAGAACGGUGCUCGACAACGUGCUUAACAACGCUCCGGUGCACAGGCUCGUCGAUUACGACAAUGUCAACACUGCGGAAGACCGCGUUGGACUUUGGCGACAGUUCAAGAAGGCGAACACGAGACUGAUUCAGAUGGUCUGGGGUUUGUGGAAGCAGAGGAAGAACAAGGAUAGCAGUGGCAAGGGCAAAACUUAUGCGGAAAGAGCACUGGAUGAGUCGCGGCCGUCUAUUGAAACCCGGAGGUCAUUCGCUUCCCAUCGCGACUCGCACAUUUUCAGGAAGAGCGACGAUGGAACACCCCUCGGCGAGCCGAAUGCCAUACAAAUGACACCUGUACCCUCCCCUCUUCCAGGUCAAGGAAACGGCGGAUCGGACCAACCUACUUUUGAGGGCAUCCACCCGGGACCGAAAUCGGAGAAGCCCGCCGCUGAGCCAGCGUCCAAAUUCUACGGAAGCAUCAUCAACCCAUUCCGAGAUGCACCCAACAAGGCUCGCUUCAAGAAGGAUUACUGGAAAAACGUCCAGGUUGGCGAUUUCGUGCGUUUAUACAACGACGAGGAGGUUCCCUCUGAUAUUGUGGUCCUUGCCACUUCGGAUCCGGACGGCGCAUGCUACAUUGAGACCAAGAAUUUGGAUGGAGAAACUAACCUCAAAGUCCGACAAGCGCUUCACGCCAGCCGGAAAGUUGUCCACGCUAGGCAAUGCGAGAAGGCUGAGUUCUUCAUCCAGAGCGAACCUCCGCACGCGAACCUGUACGCUUACUCCGGCGUUCUCCGCUGGAACGAGCAUGACUCUAGGGAUCCGCAAGCGCCCACUACCGAAAUGGCGGAACCAAUCAGCAUCAACAACCUCUUGCUUCGUGGGUGCACCAUUCGAAACACGGACUGGGUUCUGGGUGUCGUCAUGUUCACUGGAGAAGAGACCAAGAUUAUGCUCAACUCUGGAAUCACUCCCAGCAAGCGUGCUAAGAUCUCCAAAGACCUGAACUGGAACGUCAUCUACAACUUUAUCAUUCUUUUCGUCAUGUGUUUGGUUGCCGGUAUUGUUCAAGGUGUGACUUGGGCUCAAGGCGGCAAUUCGCUAGACUUCUUCGAGUUUGGCUCCUAUGGUGGCAAACCUUCGGUCGACGGUUUCAUUACGUUUUGGGCAGCAGUCAUCCUCUUCCAGAACUUGGUGCCCAUUUCGCUUUACAUCACCCUCGAGAUCAUCAGGACGAUCCAGGCCCUUUUCAUCUACAUGGAUGUCAACAUGUACUACGAAAGGCUGGAUUACCCGUGCACGCCCAAAUCAUGGAACAUUUCGGACGAUGUCGGCCAAAUCGAAUACAUCUUCUCCGACAAGACCGGAACGCUGACCCAAAACGUCAUGGAGUUCAAGAAGUGCACCAUCAACGGCGUGCCCUACGGCGAGGCUUAUACGGAAGCACAGGCUGGAUUGCAGAGGCGACAAGGUAUCAAUGUGGAAGAAGAAGGUGCCCGGGCUCGUGCGCAGAUUGAACAGGACCGCAUAAGAAUGAUCGAGAUGCUGCGAAAACAGCACGACAAUCCCUACCUUCGUGAUGAUGAUAUCACCUUCGUCGCUCCCGAUUAUGUUGCUGAUCUGGGCGGUGAAGCUGGAGAAGAGCAGCGCCGCGCAAACGAACGAUUCAUGUUGGUACUCGCUCUGUGCCAUACUGUCAUUACUGAGAGAACGCCCGGCGACCCACCCAAAAUCGAGUUCAAGGCCCAGUCCCCCGAUGAAGCUGCGCUUGUGGCGACCGCUCGUGAUGUUGGCUUUACGGUCCUUGGCAGAGUGGACGAUGGUUUGAUUGUCAAUGUCCAGGGUGAAGACCGGAGAUUCCAAAUCCUCAACACUCUCGAGUUCAACUCUUCGCGUAAGAGAAUGAGUGCAAUCAUGCGCAUGCCUGAUGGAAAGAUCAUGCUCUUUUGCAAGGGUGCGGACAGCAUCAUUUACUCGCGGCUGAGAAGGGGCGAGCAGGCCGAACUUCGCCGGACCACUGCGGAACAUCUUGAGAUGUUUGCUCGUGAGGGUCUGCGCACGCUUUGCAUUGCUGAAAGGGAGCUGACCGAGGAGGAAUACCGGAACUGGAACUUGCGUCACGAAGCCGCCGCAGCGGCCGUUACCGAUCGCGACCAGAAGCUUGAGGAAGUUGCUGACAGUAUUGAACGCGACCUUAUGCUUUUGGGAGGCACGGCCAUCGAGGAUAGACUUCAAGACGGUGUCCCGGAUGCCAUUGCUCUGCUUGGCAGAGCCGGAAUCAAGCUUUGGGUUCUCACCGGCGAUAAAGUUGAGACCGCCAUCAACAUCGGCUUUUCCUGUAACCUCUUGGACAACGACAUGGAUCUUAUUGUGCUCAAGACCGAUGAAAGCUUAGAAGCGGCCGAAAAGGAACUUGACAAGCAUCUGGCGAUAUUCGGUAUGACUGGCUCAGACGAGGAACUGAAGGCUGCCCAGAGCAAUCACGAGCCUCCGGACCCGACCCACGCCAUCGUCAUCGACGGUGACUCGCUGAAAAUGGUGCUGGAUGACACGUUGAAGCAGAAAUUCCUGCUUCUCUGCAAACAAUGCAGGUCCGUUCUCUGCUGCCGUGUCAGUCCUGCCCAGAAAGCUGCGGUUGUCGAAAUGGUCAAGAAUGGACUGGACUGCCUUACCCUCUCCAUCGGCGAUGGUGCCAACGAUGUGGCUAUGAUCCAGGAAGCUCACGUCGGUGUUGGUAUUGCUGGUGAGGAAGGCCGAGCGGCCGUCAUGUCCUCGGAUUAUGCUAUUGGCCAAUUCCGCUUCCUCACUCGCUUGGUUCUGGUUCACGGACGUUGGUCUUACCGCAGGUUGGCCGAGACCAUCGCCAACUUCUUCUACAAGAACUUGGUUUGGACGUUCGCCCUUUUCUGGUACCAGAUCUACGAUAACUUCGAUUGCGCUUACAUCUUCGAUUACUCGUACAUCAUCAUGUACAACUUGGCGUUCACGUCUCUGCCAGUCAUCCUAAUGGGUGUGCUCGAUCAAGAUGUGGAUGACAAAGUUUCGCUUGCUGUCCCCCAACUUUACCGCCGCGGUAUUGAGCGCAAGGAGUGGACGCAGACAAAAUUCUGGGUGUACAUGAUCGAUGCUCUGUACCAGUCGGUUAUCGUCUUCUACAUGGCCUACCUCCUCUUCAUUCCAGGCAACUUCCAGAGUUCAAACGGUCUCGAUGUCGCGGACAACAAGCGCAUGGGUAUCUACAUUGCGAGCGCCGCCGUCAUCGUCGUCAACGUUUACAUAUUGAUGAACACGUAUCGCUGGGAUUGGUUGAUGUUGCUCAUUGUCGCGAUCAGUAUCCUGCUGAUCUGGGCCUGGACCGGUAUUUACACCGCUUUUGACGUCGGUUUCACUUUCUACAAGGCCGCACCGCAGGUUUACGGGCAGCUAAGUUUCUGGGCUUUAACACUACUCGGAACGGUUGUGUGCAUUCUACCCCGCUUUACGGCGAAGUCGAUCCAGAAGAUUUAUUAUCCCCUGGAUGUCGACAUUAUCCGAGAGCAAGUCGUUCAGGGUAAGUUUGACUAUCUCAAGGAGAAUGACUCGUUCAUCCCCCCUCCUCCUCCCAUGGAUUCGACGGAGAAGAUCAAUUCGAUGUCUUCGUCGGAGCUCUCCAAACCAGUCAACAAACCUGAGCGCAACACCAUGUCGUCGAUUCCCGAUGAUGAACGGCCGAUAUACCCACCCUCAGUUGCACCAACCGCAACGACUCAUAACCCGAGGAGUCAGAACGGAAGUGACAGCACCAACUUCACCGGACCGCGGUUGUCUUGGCCGGAACAGCAGCAUCAGCAGCAUCAGCAGCAGCAGCAGUUGUCGCCGCAUGACCGGCUUACAGAAGACCAGCUAGGUGAAAUGCGCCCAUCGAUGGAUCGACCGAGACCGUCAAUGGACCGAUCCAGACCAUCGUACGAGCGAGCAAGAGCGUCGAUGGACAGGAUACGGCACAGUUUCGAGGCGAGCAAUGACUUCACGUCGGCCGCACGGCUGAGCAGAUUAGAAAGCAGCUACUCGGGACCAUACACGAUCGACCCGGAUCCAACGACAGGCCCGGAUCCAACGAUAGGCAUGGCGCGGUGA
This is a messenger RNA of Lasiodiplodia theobromae, 4647 nucleotides long. RefSeq names its product ATPAse P-type K/Mg/Cd/Cu/Zn/Na/Ca/Na/H-transporter. Gene Ontology annotation, biological process: phospholipid translocation. Gene Ontology annotation, molecular function: ATP binding; magnesium ion binding; ATP hydrolysis activity. The coding region runs from base 1 to 4647 and encodes 1548 amino acids. The transcript has 4 exons. The record is from RefSeq and is a predicted model, not a curated record. NCBI's taxonomy places the organism in Eukaryota, Fungi, Ascomycota, Dothideomycetes, Botryosphaeriales, Botryosphaeriaceae. Gene Ontology annotation, cellular component: plasma membrane.